Laetiporus sulphureus 93-53 is the source of this 399-nucleotide messenger RNA. RefSeq lists its product as uncharacterized. The transcript has a single exon. The record is from RefSeq and is a predicted model, not a curated record. The coding region runs from base 1 to 399 and encodes 132 amino acids. Lineage: Eukaryota; Fungi; Basidiomycota; Agaricomycetes; Polyporales; Laetiporaceae.
AUGUCGUAUCGCGACAAUAAAGAAUACGAAUCGGACUCCGGAGAUGAGCCGGUAGGCUAUCAAGGAGACAAAGGCUACAUGACGCCGUUGUCAUGGAAUGAUGCAACCAAUGAAGAGUUAGAUUGGUUUGAAGACGUCAGGAAUACGCGAGCCAUUGCGUUACGAAGACGACAAAGGGUGGGGGAACUUACAACCCCAGAAGAACAGCAGGAGCUUCAAGAGCUCGAACAUGAUGUUGAAGAAAUUCGACGAGUAAUCAACAAUAGGAAGGACAUUGCAAAGGACUUCGAGGACGAAUUCCUAGCACAUACAGACCUUCCUAAAGGAGAAGCAAUACAAGUCGAUCUAAGGCCAGAGGACGCCGAAGGAUCAAACAAGGAUAAAGGACGAGGGGAAUGA